This is a messenger RNA of Symbiodinium pilosum, 249 nucleotides long. The record is from the annotation of a GenBank genome assembly. NCBI's taxonomy places the organism in Eukaryota, Dinophyceae, Suessiales, Symbiodiniaceae.
AUGAGGACCUGCAAACAAGUGGACCAUAUUGAUGCCGCAUGCCUGCUGGUGGCUGGCCUGAGCAGCGUGCAGCGUGUGGUCUGUGGCGGUUGCUUGGACUUCAAGGUGGUCGUGAAGCUGCCAGCAGAGAAAUACGGCGACUGGGAGAAAGCAGGUUUUGCACCGGAGGAAGCCUUUCUUGGCAAGCUAAAGGGCAUCGAGGGCAUCUCCACCAUUGAGACGCAGACCUACACACUGGAGGAGAUCUAA